Messenger RNA from Hepatospora eriocheir, 450 nucleotides. The record is from the annotation of a GenBank genome assembly. Lineage: Eukaryota; Fungi; Microsporidia; Hepatosporidae.
AUGGCUAAUAAAGCAGCAACACCAGUAGUAACUAAAAGAGAUAAGCUUCCAAGGAAGAAUAGAUUUAAAAUAUCAGCAGGAGUACAGACAGGAACUAGAAUUAAAAACGUAGAUAACUCAGGAGUUAAAGAAGUUGAAGUAAUUGGUGUAAUAGGAUACAGAGGUAUAAUGAAUAGACUACCUCGUGCCUCAGUGUCAGACAUAGUUGUAGCCUCAGUUAAAAAGGGUAAGCCAGAAUUGAAAGGUAAAAUAGUAUACGCUUUGAUAAUCUCUCAGAAAAUGGUUAUUCGUAGAAAGAAUGGUGAACGUAUCGCAUUUGAAGAUAUCAGAUCAAUAAUUCUUGAUAGUAGAGGUGAUCCAAGAGGUACCGGUAGUGUAAAUUCACCGGUAGCUAAAGAGGUUGCUGAAAAGUUUGCAAGAGUCGGUUCAAUGUGUUCUAAUAUUCAUUAA